Trematomus bernacchii (emerald rockcod) is the source of this 2122-nucleotide messenger RNA. RefSeq names its product cysteine-serine-rich nuclear protein 2 (gene csrnp2). Gene Ontology annotation, cellular component: nucleus. Bases 521 to 1933 code for a protein of 470 amino acids. The record is from RefSeq and is a predicted model, not a curated record. Gene Ontology annotation, molecular function: DNA-binding transcription factor activity, RNA polymerase II-specific; sequence-specific DNA binding. The transcript is spliced from 5 exons. Gene Ontology annotation, biological process: regulation of transcription by RNA polymerase II. Lineage: Eukaryota; Metazoa; Chordata; Actinopteri; Perciformes; Nototheniidae.
CGGAACAGGAGGACCUGAAGGCGUCUUCUAUUCUUCUUCUUCUUCUCGUCUCUACAUCUGCACUAUUUUUCACACCAAAGAAACAGAAAUCAUUUAAAAGAAAGCUGCCACAAUCUGCCAAGGAGACGGAAGUAAGCUCCGCCCGAAGCCGCCCCGGUGAGGAGGACUAACGAACCCCUAGUGGAUUUAUUUCUUACAUUAGACACAUAACGAUUACUAUUAUAUCCUCCUGCUGCUCAGACAAUGUUCCUGAACGCACCUCAGCUGUUUUUAUGACGCUGUCCUGCAAACAGCUGCAGCAUUUCAAUGCAGAGUGACACAGAUCUCUGGAGCUGUGCAGAACAAUGAGCAUGGAGCACAAGUAGCCUCAUAUACAGUCAGACACACACACACACACACACACAUUAAAACACACAUUACAGGCUGCAGAAAGCUUCUCUCAGGGCGGAGGGAGGUGGAUGUUCUGCUGGAGAAACAUUGGAACAAGGGUCCCUGCUUCUGCCCCAGUCAGAGAGUCUCCAUGGAGUCUCCAUCUUCUCUGAAGCGUAGAUAUGAGGAAGUCGACGCCGGCUCUCCCUUCUCGACGCCCAAAGACUCGGAUGAAGACGUGUCGAGCAGCGACAGCGCCGACAGCUGCGACAGUCUGAACCCCCCCUGCAGCGCCCCGUUCACCCCGGCCUCCAUCCUCCGUCCGCAGCGUGUCUCGGCGGGGGGGAAGCGGGUGAGGUUCGACGCGGUGACGGUGUAUUACUUCCCGCGGCGGCAGGGCUUCACCAGCGUCCCCAGCCAGGGGGGCAGCUCUCUGGGCAUGGCCAGGCACCACUCCUCCAUCAGGAGCUUCACCCUGGGGGAGUUCUCCAGAGAGAGAGAGAGCAAACACCGCCUCACCCUGCAGCAGCACCUCCGCCUCGAGAAGCUGCAGCAGCGCAAGAUGAAGCUGACGAGGAACGGCACGGUGCAGUGCGCUCAGGCCGACCUCCUGACGCUGGAGGACGUGUCGGACGAGGACCUGGACGUGGACGGCGUGGAGGUGGACGACUGCUUCUUCCUGCAGCCGCUGCCCACCAAGCGGCGCCGCGCCCUGCUGAGAGCGUCCGGCGUCGCUCGCAUCGACGCCCGAGAGAAGGCCGAGCUGAGGAACAUCCGCCUCUCCAGGGAGGAGUGCGGCUGCGACUGCCGGCUGUACUGCGACCCGAAACACUGCGGCUGCAGCCAGGCCGGCAUCAAGUGCCAGGUCGACCGCAUGGCGUUCCCGUGCGGCUGCUCUCGGGACGGAUGUGGGAACGCCGCGGGACGCAUCGAGUUCAACCCUCUGAGGGUCCGGACCCACUACCUGCACACCGUCAUGAAGCUGGACCUGGAGAAGAGGAGGCUGCAGUACAACGACUCCUCCCCCUCUUCCUCACCCUCCUCUUCCUCCCUCACUCUCUCCCCCUCGGAGCGGGAGGAGAACGAGGAGCUGCCGGAGGAACAGGAUCUCCUGGAGGAACGGGAUCUCCUGGAGGAACGGGAUCUCCUGGAGCGGGAGAACGAGACGGCGGUUCUUCACCUGCAGAGCGCAGAAGAGCAGGAGAGGAGGGAGAGGGAGGGGGAGGAGCUGGAGGAGGGUCUCACGGGCGAGGUGGGCCUCACGGGCGAAGAGGGCCUCACGGGCGAGGUCCUCCUCCAGGGGCCCUUCCCCACAGGGACCACUGUGCUCUGUAUCACUGACAACCAGGAGGAAAGCCCCUCGCAGCUCCUCAAAGACUCCCCCUCCUCCUCCCUGCUCUACUACCAGCUCAGCCCCAUCGAGGCGGGGGCCUUUGAGCCUGGGGGGGAGGAGGGGGGGGAGAAAGAGAGGGGCUGCAGGAUGAGUGUAGGGAAGAUGCAGCACCUCCCUGAGGGGGCGCAGUGCAUGGAGGGGGGAGUAAACCCUCUCCCGCCUGAAGUUUAGCUGCACCUCCUCCGCAGAUGUUUUGCACAAAAGCGAUGAAAAAAAAAUAUUUACACGUUUAUUAUCAUCGAGUUAUUACAGGAGGCAAUAGAGAGGUGCAGGAAUGAGUUCUAAACCCGGACAUGAGUCAGCACUUCCUGUUCCCUGGUCUGGAAGUCAAUGGUUUUCAACGGUGUGUUUUUGGUUGUU